Messenger RNA from Tripterygium wilfordii, 2447 nucleotides. RefSeq names its product subtilisin-like protease SBT3. Gene Ontology annotation, biological process: proteolysis. The coding region runs from base 27 to 2333 and encodes 768 amino acids. The record is from RefSeq and is a predicted model, not a curated record. Gene Ontology annotation, molecular function: serine-type endopeptidase activity. Lineage: Eukaryota; Viridiplantae; Streptophyta; Magnoliopsida; Celastrales; Celastraceae. The transcript has a single exon.
GAUUUCACAAACUAUGUUCAAAAGCUAUGCCUUCCAUCCUCUCCUCUUCAAUCAUGGCUCCUCCCAAUGGUGUCUUGCAUAUUUUGUGCCUUUCCAUGGUAACGAUAAUACAAUUCACAUCCUUAUUAGCACAAUCGGAAAACUAUAUCAUCUACAUGGAUCCUUCAGCCAUGCCCAAGGCAUUUUCCGGUCAGCACAAUUGGUAUCUCUCGACUCUUGCCGCCAUAUCCGAUAACUCUGCCGCCAAAAGCCCCUCUUCAUCUAAACUCAUUUAUACUUAUAACCAUGUUAUGAGUGGUUUUAGUGCACGUCUCACCCCUUAUGAGCUCGAGGCAUUGAAAGCCACUCCUGGCUACAUUUCUUGUAUCAAGGACUUGCCUGUCAAGAUGGACACAACUCACACACCCCAAUUCCUCGACCUGAAUACCAAUUUCGGGGCAUGGCCGGUGUCGAAUUAUGGCCAGGAUGUCAUUAUUGGUGUUGUGGACACUGGGGUUUGGCCGGAAAGUGAGAGCUUUGGCGAUGAAGGGAUGGGUGAAAUCCCACUAAGAUGGAAAGGAACAUGCGAGAGUGGUACCGAUUUCAACUCUUCAAUGUGCAACAAGAAGUUAAUUGGAGCUCGUUCCUUCAACAGAGGUCUACUUGCUAGUCUACCGGAAAAUGACACCAUCUCCGUCAACUCCACCCGCGACUCCUCCGGACAUGGCACCCACGUCGCCUCCACCGUGGCUGGGAACUAUGUGAAGAAUGCUUCCUACUUUGGUUAUGCACCGGGAACCGCCACUGGGGUGGCUCCUCGUGCACAUUUGGCCGUCUACAAAGUUAUGUGGAGAGAAGGUUCUGCAACUUCUGAUUAUAUUGCUGGAAUUGAACAAGCAAUUACUGACGGCGUAGAUGUAUUGUCAUUGUCGUUGGGGCUAGAUUUGGUUCAAUUGUAUGAAGACCCAAUUGCUUUGGCUACAUUUGCAGCCGUAGAGAAAGGCAUAUUCGUGGCUGCCUCUGCAGGAAAUGAUGGAUCAUCUCUCAAGACCAUCCACAAUGGCAUUCCUUGGGUGCUAACCGUCGGUUCUGGUACAAUUGAUCGGGAAUUCGCCGCGGUUUUGGCUCUUGGAAAUGGAAUUAAAGUCUCUGGAUCUGCUCUAUAUGCAGGGAAUUAUUCUUCUUCAACCCAAUAUCCAAUAGUAUUCAUGAAUCAAUGUAAAGACUCUGCUAAGCUGAAGCAAAUUCGGCACAAGAUCGUUGUGUGUGAAGACAAGAAAGACACUCUGCAAGACCAAGUCAAUAACGUAAGGGAUGCUGCCAAUCUCACUGGAGGUAUUUUCAUAACCAAUGUCACAGACUUGAGAUUCUUCAUGCGAAGCUCAUUUCCUGCCAUAUUUGUGAGACCAAAAGAAGGUGAAUUAAUCAAAAACUACAUCAAGAACAACAAAGGAACAAAAGCAAGCAUGGAAUUCAGAAUUACAUAUCUUGGAACCAAACCAGCACCAAUUGUUGCUGAAUCCAGCUCUAGAGGACCUUCACUAAGCUGCCCAUUUGUGUUAAAGCCUGAUAUCUUGGCUCCUGGUGUCAUGGUCUUGGCUGCCUGGCCUUCAAACAUUCCAGUCAAUUCAGAAAACACCGAUUUCAAUUUCUUGUCAGGUACAUCAAUGGCAUGUCCUCACGCAGCAGGAGUUGGGGCGCUUUUGAAGGCAGCGCACCCAGAAUGGAGCCCCGCCGCCAUCCGGUCUGCUAUGAUGACCACCGCUGAUAUUAUGGACAAUACGCAGAGUCCAAUCACUGACGCUGGCUACGAUUUCAUUAGAGCAACUCCCAUCGACAUGGGUUCUGGUCAAGUCAAUCCAAACAAGGCACUAGACCCGGGUCUCAUUUAUGACUUGAAUGCAAAUGAAUAUGUGAAUCUUCUUUGCGGGUUGAACUUCACAGAACAACAAAUCCAGGCCAUCACAAAGUCGUCAUCAUCAACUAAUUGUUCUGCCCCAUCAUUGGAUCUCAAUUACCCUUCGUUUAUUGCCUAUUUCAAUGUAGAUGACUCCAAUUCAAACAAGAGAAUUGUGCAAGAAUUCCAUAGAACAGUGACAAAUGUCGGUGAGGGAAUUUCUACCUACAUCGCUAAGGUCCCGGCCUUGGAGGGGCUUAAUGUCAGUGUCGCACCAGACAAGUUGGUGUUCAAGGAGAAGAAUGAGAAGCAGAGCUAUAAGUUGAGCAUUGAAGGUCCGAGAUUGAUAAAACAAGUCCUGGUUUUUGGUUUUCUUAGGUGGGAAGAAGUUGGAGGGAAACAUGUGGUGAAGAGUCCUAUAGUGGCUACAAGCCUAAGCUCAGAUAUGAAUGACUGAGUGAGUAUUCAAUUACACAAGCAAAGGGGCAAUUAGAAUGUGUUGAAUAAACCCUUUAUUUUACAUGAAAAUAAAAGAAAACCCAUAAUCAGAUAUAUAGAUCAAGAUCCAUAA